UAUUAAGAUAGUAACAGGUUAUUGCAGAUGUCAGCUCUCUGCUUUCUCAAGUUCUCUCCAGGGCCAGUAGUUUUCUCACCUGGGAACUGGGGUUGGGGCGAGAGUCUUAGGGUAAUGGACUCUCGAUGCAAUGAGGAUAUUCAGAAGGUCGGAGUGGUUGGGACUUGCUGAGGAGUUGGUAUUCCAGCAGCCCACCCCCCACUCGCCGCCGGGCCUGGUCCCACGGCGCUCAGGUGGGUUCGAUGGCCUCAGGUGUGGCGAACAGCCGUCCAGAGAGGCCGCACCACCCCCACACUCGCAUGUGCAGUUUCACUAGAGUUUUCUAAAUAGAGAUCUUGCCUGAAUGAAGAAAAAGUUUAUUAAGUAUCUUUCGGGGGCUGGUUGCUUUUUAAAGGCAGUGGUGUUACUCCUGGUGGUAGACGUGUGCUGGGAGCGCAGCGCCCCCUCUCAGAGCUGUCUCACACCCUCGGCUCCGUGAGUGAGCCGCAGCUGGGGCACCCUGGGGUGGAGUGCUCUCCUGGCCUCUUGCCCCCAUCUCUGUUGGCUGACACCAGACCUGGCUUCUAAAUGGAGGGGGGGGGGAGGCGGUGCCCAUGGGCAGGCAUCCUUCCUCCUCUUGGCAUCCAGAGUCCGGCAUCCCAGCUCACCAGGAGGGCUGGCCUGCUGGGAGCUUCUAGGAACUACUUCCUGGAGCCUUCCUGCUGUCACGAUGCCGUCCGGCUUUGUCUCCCAGCACUCUGUGUCCCUGCAGGUUGUUUACCGCAGCCUAGGAGGAGGCAUUCGCCUUCACCUCUGAUUUGCCCCGUGGACUCUAGCUCCUUAAGGAUUCCCCCUAAAGGACUCAAAGCGUCUGAUGCAGUGGUUGAAGGCUGUUCAGAGGGAUAACUGGACCCCCACUAAGUACUCUUUCCUCUGCAGUGAGCACUUCACCAAAGACAGCUUCUCCAAGAGACUGGAGGACCAGCACCGCCUGCUCAAGCCCACGGCCGUGCCGUCCAUCUUCCACCUGGCAGAGAAGAAAAGGGGGGCUGGAGGCCAUGGCCGCCCCCGGAGAAGGGACACCGGGAAGGCCUCGGCGGGUCUGAGGGCACAGGCGAGUGACCCUGUGGACGGGAAGGCAGCUGCAGGGUCACCGUCGUCGUCAAGUGCAAGCCCGAUGGCCAAGCCGGAGCCCCGCAAGCUGAAGCGGGCCACUCCGCAGGGCCGAACCACGGCCAGGGCCGCCCGGGAGACCGCUGGUCAGGAGCGGGAGCGGCAGCCUCUGGAAGGAUGCGCAGAGGACGGUCCGGCCUCCGCCGCCACCUCCGGCAGCCAGGGAGAAGCCGGCACAGGGGCCGUGGAUGCUGGCGAAGAGGGCGCUACCCCCGCUGACGGCGGCCUGGUGGACAGGAGCGGCGUUUCCGCGGACGACUUCACGCCCCCGGGCUCUGGGGCCUGCAAGUUCAUCGGGUCGCUUCACUCCUAUAGCUUUUCCUCCAAGCAUGCCCGAGAGAGGCCGGCUGUCCCCCGGGAGCCCGUGGAGCGGAAGCGGCUGAGGAGAGAUGCCGAGCCUGGCUGCAGCGGGAGCAGCCCCGGGCCGGAGAAGGGGCCGGCGCAGAGCCCUCCGCGCGCCUGCCCCUCGGCGAGCUCGUCGCUCACGGCCACGCCGCAGAAGCCAGCCCAGGGCGCCUCGGCGCCUCCCACCGACGUGACCCCGAAGCCGGCGGCCGAGGCCGUCCAGAGCGAGCACAGCGAUGCCAGCCCCAUGUCCAUCAACGAGGUCAUCCUGUCGGCAUCGGGCGCCUGCAAGCUCAUCGACUCUCUGCACUCCUACUGCUUCUCCUCCCGCCAGAGCAAGAGCCAAGUGUGCUGCCUGCGGGAGCAGGUGGAGAAGAAGAACGGCGAGCUGCGGACCCUGCGGCAGCGGGUCAGCCGCUCGGACAGCCAGGUGCGCGAGCUGCGCCAGAAGCUGGACCAGCUGCGGAGGCUGAGCCUCCCUCACCUGAGCAGCCUGCUGCCCCCUGGUCGCGAGCCCCCCAAGAUGAGCCCUGUGGUAGAGCCGCUGUCCUGGAUGCUGGGCACCUGGCUGUCAGAGCCGCCGGGAGCCGGGACCUUCCCAACGCUGCAGCCCUUCCGGUACCUGGAGGAGGCACACAUCUCGCACGUGGGCCAGCCCAUGCUCAACUUCUCGUUCAACGCCUUCCACCCAGACACGCACAAGCCCAUGCACAGGGAGUGCGGCUUCAUCCGCCUGGAGCCCGACACCAACAAGGUGGCCUUCAUCAGCGCCCAGAACACAGGCAUUGUGGAGGUGGAGGAAGGCGAGGUGAACGGGCAGGAGCUGUGCAUCGCGUCCCACUCCAUCGCCAGGAUCUCCUUUGCCAAGGAGCCCCAUGUGGAGCAGAUUACCCGAAAAUUCAGGCUGAAUUCCGAAGGCAAACUUGAACAGACCGUCUCCAUGGCAACCACUACGCAGCCCUUGACUCAACAUCUGCACGUCACGUACAAGAAGGUGACCCCAUGACCCCGGGUGGCGCUGCCUGCCUGGGGAAGGUGUGGGUGUGGCCACAGGUGGGUCACCGUGGGUCACAGGGUGGCCACGUCUCCUGUAACGGCAUAGAGAUACCAAAUAAAAGGCCUUUAUUUUUA
Messenger RNA from Bubalus bubalis (water buffalo), 2628 nucleotides. RefSeq names its product THAP domain containing 4 (gene THAP4). Lineage: Eukaryota; Metazoa; Chordata; Mammalia; Artiodactyla; Bovidae. Bases 854 to 2503 code for a protein of 549 amino acids. The record is from RefSeq and is a predicted model, not a curated record. The transcript is spliced from 6 exons.